Molecule: messenger RNA, 1671 nt
Organism: Tarenaya hassleriana
Lineage: Eukaryota; Viridiplantae; Streptophyta; Magnoliopsida; Brassicales; Cleomaceae
Product: E3 ubiquitin-protein ligase RDUF2-like
Exons: 1
Coding region: 197-1294 (365 amino acids)
Biological process (GO): protein ubiquitination
Cellular component (GO): cytoplasm
Molecular function (GO): ubiquitin protein ligase activity
Source: RefSeq, a predicted model, not a curated record
GAAAAACUUCUCUCUCUCUCUCUCUCUCUCUCUCUCUCUCUCGGAGUUUCCUUGUCGGGCGAUUUAGGGUUUUUUUCUUUUCUUUUUCCAGUACUUGAUUCUCCCCUACGAUUCUUUGGGAGUUUCCCCAAUUAAGGCUCGGUUUUUAAGUUUUUACCUCGGGGAAAUCUCAUAGGGUUUUUGUUGGAAUUGAGUUAUGGAUUCUAUCAGAUCGUCGUAUUGGUGUUACAGAUGCAACCGGUUCAUUAGGAUCGGGGCUCGGGAGCAAGAUUCGAUCCUCUGCACCGAUUGCGGCGGCGGAUUCGUAGAAGAAAUCGAAACGCCUUCGCGUUCUCCGAUUCACCACCGUUUCCCUUCCACCGCGGUUUACGACUCGAGCCCGGGUCCGCCGAGUCCGAGAUUCCGGCGAAAUCGGAGAACGGGAGGGGAUCGAUCUCCCUUCAACCCCAUCAUCGUUCUACGGGGACCCACCACCGAUUCCGGCGGGCAUGAAGGAGCCGCCGGAAGCUACGAGCUUUACUACGAUGACGGGGCAGGGUCGGGUCUCCGACCGUUACCUGCGAGCAUGUCGGAGUUCCUGAUGGGUUCAGGAUUCGAACGGCUUCUGAACCAGUUGGCACAACUGGAAAUGAACGGAGCUGAGAGAUUGGAGCAACCACCGGCCUCUAAGGCGGCGGUCGAGUCCAUGCCGGUGAUCAAGAUCGCGGAGAAUCACGUCUCGGAGGAAUCGUAUUGCGCUGUGUGCAAAGAGCCUUUCGAGCUAGAAUCCGAGGCUCGUGAAAUGCCGUGUAAGCAUAUCUACCACUCUGACUGCAUUUUACCUUGGCUUUCGCUUAGGAACUCUUGCCCCGUUUGUCGGCAUGAAUUGCCUACGGAUGCAAAUGCGAGUAACAUUGGUAGGAACUCGAGUGGACACGAUGGCGAGACAGUGGGUUUGACCAUUUGGAGACUGCCUGGUGGUGGGUUUGCCGUGGGGGGAUUCCACGGCGGAAGGAGAAGAGGCGAGAGGGAGUUUCCAGUUGUUUUCACCGAAAUGGAUGGAGGGUUCAACACUCAGGGUGCUCCGAGGAGGAUUUUCUGGGAGCCAAUGGAGGGAAGAUCAAGGGAGAGAGGCGGGUUAAGGCGGGCUUUUCGUGGGUUCGUCUCAUUUUUCGGGAGAUUAAGAAGGGGUUCAAGUUCAUCGGCUGCCCGGGAAUCUCGGUUAACCAGAAGAAGUCGAUCCAUCUCGAUCUUCAGCCGACCAGCAGCAAGGACAAGAAACCAAGGUUGGAAUGCGGACAACGAAGACUUGUAAAUGGAUACGGCUUCAGUUCUGUAAAUAACAAUCAGACAGGGAAGAUGUGAAGGUAUGAAAGGAACGAUUUUUCUUCAUGAUCAUGUCUGGGGAAUCUGAAGGUUGCUCUGAGCGUUGUGAGAGUGUAAUUUAGGUACAAAAUCAUGUUGUAGUUUCUGUCAUCGCUAUUGAUUAUGAUCAAAGCAUUCAGAUUCUUUCCCCGAAACACUCGAGGGAUCCUCCACCCCGUUACUCUCUGUUUAAUUGAGAAUGGAUAAGAAUAGGAAGAGCAGAAGGGGAAAAUUUGGAAAAUCCAGACUGGUGGUAAUUCAAGUUUUGUCCUCUGAAGGGGCAUAACUCUACUUGUGGAAUGAUGAUUCAGUACUCUUUGUUUCCUC